AGUUGUCAGGUAAUUUUUGGUGCGCGUUCCCCUUUAAGAAGCCCCCCCUUUCCCCGCAGCAGAGGGAGGGCGAGUAAACUCCCGGAACAGCGAUUGAAAAAAAAAAAAAAGAAGAAAAAAAAAAAGCUCUCGCGGCAGACUGUUUCAAGUCCCCCCCGGUAGAAACUGUGCCUGAUUUGUGGCCGAUGUUGGAGAUGUAAAAAAAAAAAAAAAAACAGGAGGAGGAAGAGAACCACACACACACAUACACACACUACCCCGGGUAGCUAUGGAGAUGGAGCCUUUUCCUGGCCGCUUUCUUUGACAGGCGUCGAGCAGGGGCUGAAAAUCUUUUCUAAAAAGCGGAGUCGAACAUGUACGCCAAGGGGAAAGGAGCCGUGGUGCCGUCCGACAGCCAAGCGCGAGAGAAGUUGGCUUUAUACGUCUACGAAUACUUGUUACAUGUUGGCGCUCAGAAAUCCGCACAGACCUUCUUGUCCGAGAUCCGGUGGGAGAAGAACAUUACUCUAGGAGAGCCCCCAGGAUUCCUGCAUUCGUGGUGGUGUGUGUUCUGGGAUCUGUACUGCGCCGCCCCGGACAGACGCGAGACCUGCGAGCAUUCCAGCGAGGCCAAGGCCUUCCAUGACUACAGUGCAGCAGCGGCGCCGAGCCCCGUAAUGGGCAACAUGCCCCCCAAUGAUGGCAUGCCUGGUGGACCCAUGCCCCCUGGCUUCUUUCCGGGCCCUCCCGGGUCGCAGCCGUCUCCCCACGCACAGCCUCCCCCACACAACCCCAGCAACCCCAUGAUGGGACCCCACGGCCAGCCGUUCAUGUCUCCGCGGUACCCUGGUGGACCUCGGCCGUCCCUCCGCAUGCCAAACCAGCCUCCUGUCGGGGUUCCCGGGUCACAGCCGCUCUUGCCAAACAAUCUGGACCCCCGACCACAAGGACACCCAAGCAUGGGAGGCCCGAUGAGAAUGAAUCCGCCUAGAGGGAUGGGCAGCAUGGGUCCACAGAACUACGGUGCAAUGAGGCCACCUCCGAACUCUCUGGGUGGGCCAGGCAUGCCAGGAAUGAACAUGGGUCCAGGAGGACGGGGUCCCUGGCCGAAUCCCAACACUAACUCGAUAGCGUACUCCUCUUCAUCUCCGGGCAACUACGUGGGUCCCCCAGGGGGAGGUGGUCCUCCAGGAACUCCCAUCAUGCCAAGUCCAGGAGAUUCAACAAAUUCAAGCGAAAACAUAUACACGAUGAUGAACCCCAUCGGCCCUGGAGGCAACAGACCCAACUUCCCGAUGGGCCCGGGUCCCGACGGUCCGAUGGGAGGGAUGGGCUCCAUGGAGCCUCACCAUAUGAACGGAUCAUUAGGGUCCGGUGACAUGGAUGGGUUGCCAAAGAACUCGCCCAGCAACAUGGCAGGCAUGAACAACCCGCCGGGCACACCGCGAGACGACGGCGAGAUGGGCGGCAACUUCCUCAACCCGUUCCAAAGCGAAAGUUAUUCACCCAACAUGACGAUGAGCGUGUGAUUUAUUCCCCUGCCCCCUCACCUCCUCCUCCUCCUCUUCCUUUAUUAUUAUUAUUAUUGUUAUUAUUAUUAUUAUUAUUUCUUUUUAUUUCCCUCGCAUUUUGUUUCCGUACCCCGCAUUCCCUUUGACGCCUCACGGAACUUCGGGGCCCGGGCCGUCGCCGAAAGCACGGGACUCGCGCCAAAAUGGCCGCCGGCGACAGGAAGCAGCCCCCGAGCCACAGGAAGUGCCAGCUUGAAGACUGAACCUCGCUCUGGUUUUCCUCUCUGGCUCAGGACACUGAAAGAAGGGGCUUCAAGAAGGCACCCACACACCCACACACUCGCUCUCACACAUACAUACACACACACACACACUCAUGUGAAAGGACAGACUGAGGAGCAGGACAAGGGAACACGUGUCCUCGGCUCAGCGCUCUUUUUAACUCACUCCACCUCUUCUUCUCUGAAUUUUUUUUUAACACGCUAGAUUUCACUCUGGGACGUGUAAUUUUUACAUUUUUGUUUUUGGAUUCCCCUCUUGUACAUUUUUAAACACUCAUGAAGAUGUGACGGGCUACGAACGUUUCCAUUAUUUCUGUGUAUGUAUUGUAUUAUUAAUAAUUAUUGUUCUUUUUUUUUUUUCUUUUUUUUUUUGUAUUUCUGUUGUAAUGAUAAGGGUAUUUUUUUUGUUGUUUUUUUUUUUUUUCUCAGAAGGGCACAUUGUAUCUCAAUAACCAUGAAAUUGUCAGAGUAAGCACAUAUUCACGAUACCCAGUGAAAACUCUUUGAUUUAUUAUUAUUGUUAUUAUUAUUAUUAUUUUGUUAAUUAGUCAAUGUGUUUUAUUUUAAUGUUUCUGGGGGAAAAUUUGAGCUUGAGGUGUUUUUCUUUUUCUUUUUUCUCUCUCUUAUGGCUUUUGCGUGACUUUUUAAUUCCCCUUUAUUAACAUGAUGUAGCGAUGUGACCGUAAGCUCCACACUCGGGCGUAGAGCGUUUCUGAUAGUAAACUUCACUCCAUGAUUUAUCUCCUUGCUCUCGCUGUGUUCUUACGCUCUCUGUCCAAAAAGAAAAAUCCACAAAAAACACAACAACAAAAAUGAUUACAGCUGGUGGCGUUUAUGUGGCUUGCGUCAUAAUUCCACUAAUUGAUGAAGAAGAAGAAGAAUCAUCAUCAUCAUUGUCUCUCAUAGUAUAAAAAAACACAGUAUAUAAUAUUAUUUUACAUUUUUUUUAUUGUGGUACUCAAUAUAUUAUUUUCAGCUUUGCUCAGUUCUUUUUUUUUUAUUCUUUUUUAUUUGAUUUUAUUUUAUUUAUUCCAACCCUCCUUUGUGUGUGCGUGUGCGUGUGUCUGUAUGUCUUGCAACAUGCGGCUUGCUUCAGGACAUUGUAAACAUGUAAAUAACGCCAGUCUAAAGAUACCUCCUGCUGAAUCGACCCCCUGUCCCGCCUGCAUGUUCCUGGAAACGGGGCGUCUCGGGCGCCGAGGUGAAGUGACGGAGCGGGAAACCAAAAAUUUCCCAACAGGCCGAGCAGGAAAAGAAAGUCGCGGCGCUUCUUCUUCUUCUUCAGUACAUCGGUCCUCUUUAGAAAAGAGAAAUCAACCUGCGACCAUCGACCUGUUUGAAUCAUGGUGACUGCUGCUGCCUCUUCUUUUUUUUUUUUUUUCUUUCUUU
This is a messenger RNA of Clarias gariepinus (North African catfish), 3160 nucleotides long. RefSeq lists its product as uncharacterized. Gene Ontology annotation, biological process: positive regulation of transcription by RNA polymerase II. Gene Ontology annotation, molecular function: protein binding; single-stranded DNA binding. Lineage: Eukaryota; Metazoa; Chordata; Actinopteri; Siluriformes; Clariidae. The transcript is spliced from 18 exons. Gene Ontology annotation, cellular component: nucleus. The record is from RefSeq and is a predicted model, not a curated record. The coding region runs from base 354 to 1508 and encodes 384 amino acids.